AUGGGUUCAGCUCCAGGUGGUCUGACAGAUGAUGAGGGUGAUGGUGAGAUGGUGGCGGCGGUGACAGCUGCCUCACCUUCUGGGGAUGCCACUGGGCUGCCUCCUCGCUGUCCAUCCAUGGAGCCCCUUUACCUCCUGGGGUUCCCUCCAGCACCAGCAGCAUUUGGCUUGGAGGAGCUGCUGGCCCUGGCCUCUGCGAAGCCUCCUCCCCUGGGCGCAGCCGCCUCCAGCGGCCCCCACGCCUCUCCUGUUCUCCCCUUUCCCUCCCCAGGCACGCCGGUGUGUCCUCCGUGUGACAACGAGUUGAAAUCUGAAGCCAUAAUUGAGCAUCUCUGUGCCAGCGAGUUUGCCCUGAGGAUGAAAAUCAAAGAAGUGAAAAAAGAAAAUGGCGACAAGAAGAUUGUCCCCAAGAAGAAGAAGCCCCUGAAGCUGGGGCCCAUCAAGAAGAAGGAACUGAAGAGGCUGGUCCUGUACCUGAAGAAUGGGGCCGACUGUCCCUGUCACCAGCUGGACAACCUCAGCCACCACUUCCUCAUCCUGGGCCGGAAGGUGAAGGGCCAGUACUUGCUGACGGCCAUCCACAAGUGGGACAAGAAGAACAAGGAGUUCAAGAACUUCAUGAAGAAGAUGAAGACCCACGAAUGUCCCACUUUUCAGUCGGUUUUUAAGUGAUUCUCAGUGGGCGGGUUGGGGAGGGGCGUGGCUUGGGGCGUGGCUUAGGAGGGGUGGGGCCAAGCGGACACACCCGGGGGUCACACCACCCCUGCUCCUGCUGCUCGGGAGGGCUUUGUAAUCCAGUAGCUUUGCCCUCGCAGCAUCCUUCUCCCUCCCUCCCUCCCUCCCACCUUUCCCCCAGCACCGCCCUCCAGACCCCACUAUAGCCGAUAUUUAAAGCCGCACGCCCAGGUCAGGAAACCCAUUUAGAUUAGGAAGCUUUUGAAGACCGACAGUGUGGAGCAGCAGGCCACUGGGGAAAGGGAGGGUCAGGGACCAUCUCAGCCAGAGACGCAGUCCCUCCAAAAGAAAACGUUGCCAGUAAGGAAAGGGGAUUGGCGCCCAGUGGGAGGCGGCAGCGGACGACGUUAGGUUCUGCCACUUUCUUCAUGUCCUGCAAACUGCUCGUGGAGCUAUCAGCUAAUCUCUGCCUUUGGAACUAGAAAAUUCUCACUGCUGAUAAGACGCGUGGCGUUUCUCUUUCUGUUUUUGGCAGAAACAGACACCCACACCACCCUUACCACUUAAGAGCAAUUCCAGAGUGUGGCAGGUCCAGGAGGGGCUUGAGAAACAGUGAAAACCAAGGGAGGUGCCCGUCCCCCCAACCCCGGCCCGGCCACGUGCGUCUUUGAUCUGAAUAUCGGCCAGUUUCAGAUGCCCUGGAGAUGUUACCAUCUACCCUGGGCAUGAUCACUCCUCCUGACACUUGGAGGACAGCAGGUGCCUGCAUUCAGGUGGGAAAAAGGAAACUUCAUGGGCACCAAACCUAUGGCCUGACAGAGAUGAUGCUGUGUAGACUGAGAAGGCAACUGUUAGUGGUUUUCAAGCAACAUAGUUAAAGGGGAAAAACAAAAGAAUUUAGAGCAGCCCAGCAAAUGCUAGUGUAGGGUGGAUGGUCGUGGGGUGAGGAGCUGAGUAUUCUCAUGCAUCUGUCUGUUCAUUUCACAUUGUUUUAAAGAACAACAAAAACCCAUUUACUUUUCAAGGCUGAAAAAAAAGUCUUUGUUGAGCAUCUGGAAAGUGUGCUAAGACCAGGGUCUCUUGGUGCAUUUGAGGCAACUUUCUAGCUGAGUGGAGGUCUCACUGAGCAUUUUCAUGGGAGGUGGGUUCUGCCGGUAGCGUAGCCAGUGGACCCUCCUUCCCGAGGAGUUCUGGGUGGCUCUGGACCCAACACAACACUAAUCAAAUCUCACAAUGCUCCCAUUCUUGUCUUUCCUGUGAAAAAAUUAAUUCCUUUAAACUUGGUUGCCUACAGAUCAAAGAAAUUCAGAAUGGCCUGCCUGCCUGUCCUGCACAUCAAAAAAUUGUUUUGUUGUGUGGUGUGUUUUUUUUUUUCCAUUUCUGCAGAGGGAAAGUUAAGUUCCAAGGGUUCUCAUCCAAGGAGAGCGUUUCAAAAGCAAAGCAUCUUUAGUUUUUCCCAGGAGCCCUAAGGUAAUUCUCAAAGCCGUUGUGUUUAACAAGCGGCAUACAUAAACCCAUCCACUUCUUCAGCAACUUGACCCCUCUUGUACAAUGUAUAGGAAGCAGUUCCCCCAGUCAUGUUAAUUUCUUCCUCAAGCCUGAUCCGUAAUUCUCUGUGGCACUUUGAGGACUUUAGUGGUUGUCCCUCUGGAUGAAUAUUUAUCCCCGAUCCGAUGUUGCAGUGAGGCUGGGAAUUAUCACUCCUAGGGCUCUGUCUGCCCUGACACCAAAAUAGUGGAGGAUUCUGUUAACUUCUGAGGACUCCACUCCGCAAGCCAGCCUACCAACUUCAUUACCUACCUGAGGGUUAUCCUGAUCAAAUGAACCCCUCACAACUAGUGAUGCUUCAUUUCAUACAUUCUUUGGGGUUCCCUCUGACCUUUAAUCAUAAAGCGUUGGGGAGCUUAAGUGAUCCGCCUGUAAUUUUGGAUGGUUUUUUUUUAAAUGUGUACAUAUAUUAGUCCAUUAGGAAUACUUUACUAUUGUCAACUGAAAUGCAGAGCAGUUUCAUGAGUGCAUGGAUCCGGGUCUAAGUUUUGGUCAAUUAACUCAAGCAUUCAGUGUUUAUGUGUAUCUGCUUGUUUGGACAGAGCAUGUCAUGCAACAGGGCCUCUGUCCUGGGCAUGGGUCUUUGGAGAGGGCUGUAUGUGGGGCAGAGGGGUUGCUGUAGAAAGAUUAGGAAUGAAUAGGUGGCCACACUGCGCAACUCUCUCAGUGGGGAUUCUCAGGUAGGAAGCAGCGUUUCAGAAAGAGUUCCAAAUAAAUUGGAAAUGUGAAAUGCAACAGCAAGUUUUACACCAGCUACAGGGUCCCAGGACCGUGGACUCGGGACAGCCCUGUCUACCACACAUCUGCAACUUCAGGGCAAAGGGAGGCUUUGAGCCCGAAGCUGCAUUUUAUCACAAACUUUUGUCUUUCUCAACAAAGGAUAUAGCAGAACCAAUGUGCAGACUCAUUGACUUGGUCAUUGGUUUUCAAAAGGGGUCUGUCUGUGAUUCGGUAAUUAUUGCUAGUGCAAAGGUCCUAUUUGUCAAGGUUUAAAAUAAUCAUUCUGGGUGGAAUCCUCUGAGGUCAUCGGCCAAAAUCAGCUAAAUCUUUGGAAGAAUAUCAGUGUUUAUCUUAGAAGAUAGAAAAUGAGGUGAGAAUUCCAAGAGCUUUAUUUUUAGGGUACCCGGCAUCACUCCUGGUUCUCGGCGCCAGUGAGUUAGCACCGAGGGCUACCCAAGGCAGAAGCCAAUCAGAGCUCCAGUUUUCAUCUGGUCUGUAAAUUACAGAAACUCCCCUCCCCGAACCUAGAAGCUGUUUUUCUCAUCAGGCUCCAAGUCCCUAGUUGCUGUAAUUCCACAGACAUGCUGGGCUCAGCUGCUCUGUGGUGGACGUGCACCUUUGGAAACGCCCCUGGAAUGAUGUCCUGGCCCUUCUGACCUGUCACCAACAGAAACAUAGGACACAGACGAAAUUCCUUUUCCCUCUAGUCCUUUCAUGUAGCACCCUUCUUAUAGAGUCUCAAUCUUUUACAAAAGCUUCGAAUACUGUGAAGAUGUUUUACAUUCCAUUUCAUUUGUGUGUUUUUUUUGAACUGCAUAUUACCAGAUGUUUUGAUGUUAUCACUUAUGUUAAUAGUAAUUCCCGUGUGUGUUCAUUUUAUUUUCAUGCUUUUUCUGCCAUGUAUCAAUAUUCACUCGACUAAAAUUCACUCACUUAAUCAACA
Molecule: messenger RNA, 3886 nt
Organism: Vicugna pacos (alpaca)
Lineage: Eukaryota; Metazoa; Chordata; Mammalia; Artiodactyla; Camelidae
Source: RefSeq, a predicted model, not a curated record